Microthlaspi erraticum is the source of this 354-nucleotide messenger RNA. The record is from the annotation of a GenBank genome assembly. Lineage: Eukaryota; Viridiplantae; Streptophyta; Magnoliopsida; Brassicales; Brassicaceae.
AUGUUAAUAAAAGCUAAUCAGCUAAGAUUAAAAAUUCCCAAAGUUAAUGAUGGAGACUCUGAACAUUUGACAUCAAACAACGUGACUACUUCUGCUACAGAAGAACACUCUGGUAAAGAAGAGCAUGGAGAUCAUGGAGAGACUGAGCCUUUGACGUCACCAAAAGCCCCCAAUGAGGAAGCUUCAUUACAACACAGUGAUAAAGAUUCCUCCAAGGUAACAGAGAGUCAUAAUACUUCAAGAGGAUCACCGGAACUAAAGCAUUAUGCUUUUGUGGAAUCUUUCGUAAGCGUUAGCAGCGACGUUGAAGGCGAAAAUCUGGUUGAUGUGUUAAAGCAACAACUAGAGGCAUGA